Molecule: messenger RNA, 568 nt
Organism: Acaulospora colombiana
Lineage: Eukaryota; Fungi; Glomeromycota; Glomeromycetes; Diversisporales; Acaulosporaceae
Source: the annotation of a GenBank genome assembly
AUGACAUCAGUACUGGUGCCUGCAGCAUAUCUAGCUGUUCUCGUCGUCGCUCUACUUGUCUUUGCAUCACGUCGCUUAGAGCCUUGGUUCCCUUCACAUCCUGAACGGGAUGUAUAUGUGUCACUGCUUCAAUGCGACCCACCAGCUCAUGACGGACUGAUCAAGGCAGCCCUUGUGAGGCGAGCUGUCGCAGAUGUCCACCGUAUCUUUCGCCUGCGUGAAGAUAAAGAGAAAGAGCUCGAGGCCGAAAUUUUGGAAGUCGUAACAGAAGCCGAAACCUUCAAGCAAGGCUGGGGGAAUCUCAUCUUCCAAACUGCAGCGGAAAUCGUGCAGAACGAAAAAUUGAGAGAAGGAAUGAAUAAGGCGAAAUACGGCGUGACCAAACGCAUAAUACCUAGUAUCCAGAUCAAUCCCAACCCUCCCCCUGCGAACGGACCCACACCAGCUACACCCACGUCAACCGUCUCAGCCAAAGUAUUACAACAAGCAUUACCUACACCGGCAACACCAGUAACGCCAAUGACACCUGAAGAUGCAUCUACUCCAUCCACUCCUGCUUCUCCUGUGA